Messenger RNA from Phalaenopsis equestris, 864 nucleotides. RefSeq lists its product as uncharacterized. The transcript has 5 exons. Bases 36 to 776 code for a protein of 246 amino acids. The record is from RefSeq and is a predicted model, not a curated record. NCBI's taxonomy places the organism in Eukaryota, Viridiplantae, Streptophyta, Magnoliopsida, Asparagales, Orchidaceae.
UUUUUUUUGGAGCUCAACAGCCGUACUUCUCAUAAAUGUGCUCUCCUUAUAAUUUCUUCUUCCUAUCGAUGGAUUUAGCAGCGGGAGCAACUCUAGCCAAUUUCGCUUGCUGUUUCAGCUCCUCUUCUUCACCCUAUUAUCGCUUUCGUUCUUUUGAUCCUUCCGUUUUACGGAUUCCGUCUUGCUACUGCCCCAAUUCUCGACGGCAUUCUCUCAUUUGCAAUGGUAAGAAGAGGGUGUUUUCUGCCAAAUGUUCCCCAAACGAACUCAUAUUAAAGGAGGAAGAAAAAGAGGAAGUUACUGAGGAAGAUGUAGAAGAAGUUGACAAAGAAUACGAGGACGAAACAGUGGAGUUUAUCGAAGAUUUCGGAGACGAUAUGUUGGCAAAUGAUGAAACAGAUUUUGAGGAUGAGUUUCAAGUUGAUGAUGAAGAUGAUGAUGAAGAUCCCCAAGUCGGUGAUGGAGGUGGGGGAGGAGGGAUCUCACUUGCUGGAACAUGGUGGGAUAAGAAAGCAUUGGCAAUGGCAGCAGAAGUCUCGCUUUCAUUUAAUGGAGACUUGAAGAUAUAUGCAUUCAAAACCUCAGCAAAUUCUAGCAUUCGCUUGCGGAUUGAGAAGAUGACCAAUAAAUAUGGUUCUCCAACCAUGGAUGACAUUGAGGCUUUUGCUUCUGCCUAUCGGCUGUGCUUGGAUGAAGCCGAAGGUACUGGAAUGAUCCCGAAGGAUAUAUCUUUGGAGGUCUCCAAUGUAUGUGAAGUACGCAACAAUGGAUGCUGAAACUCGCACCAUUCGAGAGGCUGAUGGCAUUUUCAGCCUCAUUUCAUUCGAUCUUAAAACUGCUCAUUGCGUCUUGGGUUUAGCAGAC